AUGGCCCCCGAUAAGAGGGACAAUAAGCGUAAGGCGCCCGCUGUAAGCGAACCGCCUACCAAAAAAACCAAGAAGGUCGAGGCCAAAUCCGCUGCGGCCCCCAAGGAUGCUGCUCCCAAGUCAAGUCUGAAGAAAAAUGAGAAGGGCACUGCGGGAAACAAGAACGCCAAGUCUGACUCGAACGCAAAGACCAAUGGCCAAUCUGUCCGCCAAGUCAAGCCUCGCAAGCGUGCUGCUGAUUUCCUGAGCGACGAUGAGAAGGAGGCUGCUCCCUCUCCCGCUGAGAAGAAGACCAGCAACAAGAAGUCUAAGACUGCCGUUUCUGCUGGAAAGAAGGCCGCCGCCAAGGGCAAGAAGGUUGAGCAAGUGGCCGCGGACUCCGACGAGGAAGAUGAGGACCUCGCCCUUGAGCCCGUCGCUUCUGACGACAGUGAGGAUGAUGACGGCGCCGAUCAAACCAACGCCAUUAUCAAGGGCUUUGAGAGCAGCGGUAGCGAGGACGAGUCUAGCGGUGACGAGGACAAGCACCCUAAGGCGGUUCCCGAAGGUCCAAAGUCCAAGAACCUUGAGAAGAAGCUUCGAAAGCAGCAAAAGAAGAACGAAGUGACCCCGGAAGAGCCUGGUGUGAUUCAACUGAGCCGCAUUCCCCACGGUUUCUACGAGCACCAAAUGCAAGCAUACUUCUCCCAGUUCGGCAACAUCACGAGACUUCGUCUCUCGCGUAACAAGCACAGCGGUGCCUCCAAGCACUAUGCUUACAUCGAGUUCGACUCCGUCUCUGUUGCCAAGAUCGUUGCCGAGACCAUGGAUAACUACCUUAUGUACGGCCAUAUCUUGAAGUGCAAAUACGUCCCUGCUGAAUCGCUUCACCCGGAAAUCUGGAAAGGCGCCAACAAACGAUACAAAGUGAUCCCGUGGAACAAGAAGGAAAAAACCAGAACCGAAAUGCCCUAUACCCCAUCCACUCUCGACAAGAAAAAGAAGAAGAUGACGACGCAGAUGAAAAGCAAGAGUCGUAAAAUUCAAGAGCGGGAUAUCGAUUACGAUUUUCCUAUGCCCAAUUUCGCUCCCGACCCCGAGCCUGUCAAGAAUAGCAAGGCUGUUGAGACUGCAGAAACUCCCGCUGAAGAGCCCGAGAAGGCUAUCGAGGCCCCUACCCCCAAAGAAGAUACCCCCAAGAAGACUAAGAAGGGCAAGAAGGUGGAGGAGACACCCAAGGAGAUUGUGACGGAGUCACCUGCCACUGAGAAGAAGAAGGCGAAGAAGCCCAGCAAGAAGACGAAGGCUUAA
This is a messenger RNA of Penicillium argentinense, 1290 nucleotides long. RefSeq names its product RNA-binding protein. NCBI's taxonomy places the organism in Eukaryota, Fungi, Ascomycota, Eurotiomycetes, Eurotiales, Aspergillaceae. Gene Ontology annotation, biological process: maturation of LSU-rRNA from tricistronic rRNA transcript (SSU-rRNA, 5.8S rRNA, LSU-rRNA). Bases 1 to 1290 code for a protein of 429 amino acids. The record is from RefSeq and is a predicted model, not a curated record. The transcript has 3 exons. Gene Ontology annotation, molecular function: RNA binding. Gene Ontology annotation, cellular component: nucleolus.